Paraglomus occultum is the source of this 1026-nucleotide messenger RNA. The record is from the annotation of a GenBank genome assembly. Lineage: Eukaryota; Fungi; Glomeromycota; Glomeromycetes; Paraglomerales; Paraglomeraceae.
AUGCCGAGGAGGAAAAGUGAUUCAAAGGCAAACGAAGCCUCGAAAGCCUCAAAAACUGACGGAACGUCAAAGUCUGAGCCCGUUAAUCUCUUAGCAAAUCAGUCAUCAAAAUGGAAGAAUAUGACAGUUCGAGCGUUUUGGACAUUUGUGAUGAUAUUUGGUUUUCUAUCAAUGGUGGCAUUGGGGCAUUUGUUCGUCAUUUUGACGGUUCUGUUGCUUCAAACGCUAGUCUUCAAGGAAGUGAUUGCGUUGGCUAGUGUGCCGAAUAAAGACAGGAAAUUACCGUGGUCAAGGACGCUUAAUUGGCUUUUACUCCCAGCAUCCUUGGUAGUUUGCAAUGAUUCUUUUGCAUACUUAUGUGGAUUCUUCUGGGGGAAGACUCCAUUAAUAAGACUCAGUCCGAAGAAGACUUGGGAAGGGUUCAUUGGUGGAUGGAUUUGUACCAUGAUAUUUGCUGUUCUAUGGACAUGGGUGUUAAUACAGUGGGAUUACAUGAUUUGUCCUGUUAAGGAUUUGGGCGCAUCGGCAUUCUCGGGAGUACAUUGUGAACCAAAUCCAGUAUUCAUACCUCAAAAACAUAAUCUCAAUCCAUGGCUAAGUAGCAUAUUACGACGUCUGACAUCGACUGACAUACGUCAUGUGUGGAUUGCCCCGAUACAAUGGCAUGUGCUAGUGAUGGCAUGCUUUGCCUCGUUGAUUGCUCCUUUUGGUGGAUUCUUUGCUAGUGGAGUGAAGAGAGCCUUCGGUGUGAAGGAUUUUGGAGAUUCUAUUCCCGGUCAUGGAGGUUUUACUGAUCGAAUGGAUUGCCAAUUUCUAAUGGGAUUAUUCUCUUACAUGUACUACCACAGUUUCAUUAAGACAUACACGUACGUCUAUAUCCAUCUCUCCGUCGGAGGCAUACUGGAGAAGAUAGCCGAUUCUCUGAAACCCCAAGAACAGAUAGAAUUAUUUAACAACCUCCAGCAGUAUCUGUUUGAGCAGGGUCUAUUAGCGCAACAAACCGUCGUCAACCAUCCGACAUCGUAG